AUUUUUGCAACGGCAAGAUUUCCUCGUUCCUCGAAUGUCAAGCGUGUUUUUUUUAGAACGGCUACCGUGCUUGAUCGAAUGGCCACAUUCGCUGAUCGCGAAAAAUCGCAUGUCACUGUUGGACGCACACAUUACCAAACCGCUUCCUUGGUAACAGUUGGGAAGAGAGCUGCAUUAUGGGCACAGGAAUUGCUUAUGGCAUUCAAACAGCUAGAGCACUUCCAUGAUAACAUGAAAUUCCGUGGGAUUAAGGGAGCUACUGGCACUCAAGACUCGUUUCUGACACUUUUUGGUGGAGAUGAAGAAAAGGUUUGUUCAGCUUAG
Strongylus vulgaris is the source of this 324-nucleotide messenger RNA. The record is from the annotation of a GenBank genome assembly. NCBI's taxonomy places the organism in Eukaryota, Metazoa, Nematoda, Chromadorea, Rhabditida, Strongylidae.